AUGAUCGGACGGAAUGACCAACAGCGCUGGUGGUCCGUACAGAACAGUGCAGCGUCGUCACUGCGACCAGGACGCCGCAAACAGCACGGGCAGUCAGAGCUCGUGUCGUGCAAGCCCUCGUUCGGCACACCGCCCGGCCCGCUUCGGCUGUUGCUCCUGUCGGUCCAGCGCAGCGGCGGCUCUGGUCACGUCCCCAGAGGGUCCAGCACUGCGGCGCGGGCCCUGGUCACCUGGACGGCUGCCCCGCGCCCCAAGCUACGGGGCCCGCCAGCGCAUCGUCGUGGCCGCUCGCGCUGCGCACCUCGCCCCGUGACCGCCCAAGGGCAUCGUCGCUGGAAUGUUUUGCUUUUCCCCGAGCGCCGUCGGCCCCAGGAGAGAAAAGGAAGGGGAGAGGGGGGAUGGACUCCUCCUCCUCCUCCUCCUCCUCCUCCUCCUCCUUCUCCUCCUCCGUGCCUCGUCGGUUUCAGCCUUGGCCAGCCCAUCCGCCGCGGCCCAAGGAGGAUUUCUUGUUCUCCCGUCCUCGACCGGUUCGUCCAUGCAUCCAUUCGUUCGCUCGACGACGUUGAAACUCGAAGCGGCGCGCGGCGGAAGCGACCCUUAUCCGGCUGGCCCUCGGGCCCUGAGACGAGACAAGGGUCCCCGUUCGCCGGCGAGGCGAAACCGGGCGGCGGCGGCGGCGGAGGCGGAGGCGGGCAGGGCAGGGGAGGGCAAGGCGUCCAUCUCGACCAUGCGUCGAGCCUCCAUCGCAGCCCCCUGCCGGGAUCGACGGCCCAUUGGGAGACGGGCCCGCGAACCUAG
Messenger RNA from Drechmeria coniospora, 798 nucleotides. RefSeq lists its product as uncharacterized. The transcript has a single exon. NCBI's taxonomy places the organism in Eukaryota, Fungi, Ascomycota, Sordariomycetes, Hypocreales, Ophiocordycipitaceae. The record is from RefSeq and is a predicted model, not a curated record. The coding region runs from base 1 to 798 and encodes 265 amino acids.